AUGACCUUUUCCAUCCAGCUAAAUGGCUGGCCGGUUUGUCCCAAAGCCAUUGCCUGGGAAGCUGAAGACAUUGCAAUCGCUGCCGGUGAGAUUGUGCACAUUUUGACGCCCCGUGAUGCGUCUAUGAGCCGCCCAGCGAACAUCCCCAGUCAACAAUGGCACAAGUAUACUAUGCGCAUCAAUCAGUUCACCCUCUCAGAGUGGCCUCAACUCAGUCCCACGACCAUUGCCGACCUCUCGAUUGGCGAGGAGCAAUCUGAUUCUGUUGGGAUUGCUGUGUCAUGGUCUCCUCCGGGUUUGGGCCGUUAUACUCGAAACGUCCUCUCUGUUCUGACUUCCAACUUGCUCCUCUCGCUUUGGGAGACCAAUGGAGAUCCCGGCGUAUGGCAGAGAACAUGUGUGGUUAACAAUCUAAUCAAGCCCGCCUCGAUCACUUCAGACACACAGUUUAGGCGCGCAACAAGAAUACGCAGCUUUGCCUGGUUACCCAAACUUACUCAAAUCGAAGGAACCAAAUCAGGAACUCACCUAUUGAUCCUCGCUGACGAUGCCCAGAAUCUCCACGUCUGUCGAGUCCGGAAGACACAGAAUAUGGAUUAUGGUAACUGGGUCAUCGACCCCAUUGCAGCUCAUGCGCUCACCUCUCCUCUUCCUGUUGAACCUGGCUCGUUCCUGCGACAAGUACUCGAAACCUCCUCACCCGUUUCCGACAUUGAGACGACGGCUUGGACCUUUGAAUCUCACCGUGAUGAUGUGCCUGUCACUGCUGAACUCCAGGUCAAGGUGAGCUUCGGUCAGGUAAAACGUGCGCAAUACUUUUCGGUCCGAGUAUCGAGAGUUGGGCCAUUCUCGACAGACUUUUCAACCCCCGCUGAGAUAGCAGUUGAUAUCACACAAUUGGACAAGCUACACAAUGGACAUAUGCUUCUUCAGCAACCCCAGUCAUCCUUCUUUGAUGAGGCAAUCAUUGGGCCAAAGUCAGAGUUUGACCAAAAAUGGAAACUCGGGGGCCAAGUUCGCGUGCGUAGCUGGGGCACAGCUUAUUCUCAUGAUCAUACCCAAGCUGCUGCAUGUGUGACAUUUCAUCCAUCCAGGAUGCUCCAAUCUACGACAGCAAAUCAUCAGCAUACAUGGGUCUUUGUCGCCAACCUGACUCCUCAAAGACAAAAACCUUUGAUGGAAUCUCGCGUCAAUGUCAUCCACCGCAUUUUAUUGUUCUUGGCUGGCAUAUCACCAGCAAUGAUCAAGAGUGAUCUAGACAGGAAGGUUGCCCGCAACGCCAUCUCUUUGAUCAGAAUGUACUCGAACGAAUUCACAAGCCUUGAACCCUGGGCUGCAGCGAUCUCAAGCACAAUUACAGGGACUACCGUUGAUCAAACCAACGCAGAGGCAGGCCAAUUGCCAACCAAUGGACAUCAAACGCACUCGACGGAUCCGGAAAUGCACCUGACAAGUCUAAGCGAGGAAAUUUGCGAGGUUUGCAACUCAUCUAUUCCCUUUGAUACCUCAGCUCGAUGUGCCAAGGGACAUGUCUUUACUCGUUGCAGCCUCACCUUUCUCGCAAUCCAGGAGCCUGGGAUUUGCAUGUCUUGUGCCCAAUGCGGAAAACAGUUCCUCGAUCCCGGCAAGCUGGAUAUGUCGGAUGGUCUAUGCUUAAGUCGGAUGCUGUUUAGUGAGUUCGAUGUUUGUCCAUACUGUCAAGGCAAAUAUCGAGGGUGAGACACCAUCGCCCAGAAUUCAUCUCCUUUCAGAACUCGGCCAGUCUGACAAGAAAUAAGCCACUUGUCAUCGCAUCGAAGCACGUCUAGAUCGUCACAAUCUCAACAUAUAACCUCGUCAGACAC
This is a messenger RNA of Exophiala mesophila, 1844 nucleotides long. RefSeq lists its product as uncharacterized. Lineage: Eukaryota; Fungi; Ascomycota; Eurotiomycetes; Chaetothyriales; Herpotrichiellaceae. The transcript has a single exon. The record is from RefSeq and is a predicted model, not a curated record. Gene Ontology annotation, cellular component: transcription factor TFIIIC complex. Bases 1 to 1719 code for a protein of 572 amino acids. Gene Ontology annotation, biological process: transcription initiation at RNA polymerase III promoter. Gene Ontology annotation, molecular function: histone acetyltransferase activity.